AAGAAUCGAAGUCAUCUCGCAAUUCCUGAAGUCUAAUUUCAUUCCCCUUUCUGCCCUAUUCUCUCCUGCCCUAGAAUCACAACCUCUCUGAAAUCUUGAUCAAUCCUCGAAUCGAAAACAAUUUCGGUUGACGGGCAAAGCUCUAAGCUGCAAUAAGCACCCAAUUUUAAUCUUCAAAGAAGACGAUGUGGGCUGCUUCCUGCCUCGCAUCAUGCUGCGCGGCCUGCGCUUGUGAUGCUUGCCGGACGGCGGUAUCAAGUAUCAGCCGGCGUUCCGCUAGGAUUGCCUACUGUGGGCUGUUUGCGUUCUCACUAAUUGUUGCAUGGAUUCUUCGUGUGGUUGCCGCUCCCUUAAUGGAGAAAAUCCCCUGGAUCAAUCACUUUACACAUACGCCUAGCAAAGAAUGGUUUGAAAUAGAUGCAGUUCUGCGGGUUAGCUUGGGAAAUUUUGUCUUUUUCACUAUUCUAGCAAUUCUAAUGAUUGGUGUGAAAAGCCAGAAGGAUCCUCGUGAUAGUUUGCACCAUGGAGGAUGGAUGAUGAAAAUCAUAUGUUGGUGCCUUUUGGUCAUUUUCAUGUUUUUCCUUCCAAAUGAGGUUAUUGACUUGUAUGAAACGUCAUCAAAGUUUGGCUCAGGUUUGUUUCUUCUUGUUCAAGUUGUGCUGCUGUUGGAUUUUGUUCAUAGAUGGAAUGACACAUGGGUUGGAUAUGAUGAGCAGUUCUGGUACAUUGCUCUGUUUGUGGUUUCUCUCGUUUGUUAUGUGGGCACAUUUGCAUUCUCUGGAGUUCUCUUUCACUUCUUUACAGCAUCUGGACGGGACUGUGGCCUCAAUACCUUUUUUAUUACCAUGACCCUGAUUUUCGCAUUUGUUUUUGCUAUAGUUGCUUUGCAUCCUGCUGUAAAUAGUAGCAUCCUGCCUGCAUCAGUGAUAUCCUUAUACUGCACUUAUCUCUGUUAUAGUGCACUGGCCAGUGAACCAAGAGAUUAUGAGUGCAAUGGUCUUCACAAGCACUCAAAAGCUGUUUCCACUGGCACCCUUACCUUAGGUUUAAUUACAACCGUUCUGUCUGUUGUCUAUUCUGCUGUACGAGCUGGAUCAUCGGCUGCAGUGCUUUCUCCGCCAAGUUCACCUCGUGCUGGGAAGCCUUUGCUUCCUAUGGAUGCCAAGGAGGAAGACGAGAAGGAAAAAGCAAAGCCAGUUACAUAUUCGUAUGCCUUUUUCCACUUGAUUUUUUCUCUUGCUAGCAUGUACUCUGCAAUGCUUCUGAUUGGAUGGACAACCUCUGUCGGGGAGAGCAGCAAGAUAGUCGAUGUUGGGUGGCCUUCCGUGUGGGUUCGCAUCAUCACUAGCUGGGCAACCGCUGUACUGUACAUGUGGUCUCUUGUUGCUCCUAUCCUCUUUCCCGAUCGGGAGUUCUAAGUGCCCUGCUACUCAGCUGCAGGGUUCUGGAGAAGGGUCCAUGUCUCAUCAAAGUAUCAACUACUAUAUAUAUAUAUAUAUAUAUAUAUAUAUUGGUUUGCUGUGGUGUGUCCACUACUAUCAUCAUAUCAUGUGUGCCCUGGAAUAAAUGUUGUUUGACAUAAUGCCAGUUUCCAAGUGGCCAAACUUGCUUGUAUAGUUAACUUUUGAUACCCAGAAGGAUUUGUUGCUCUAUUAUCCUCAAGGACUAAUGGAAGGCUAUUAUGAGCUUUGUUUACUUUA
Prosopis cineraria is the source of this 1700-nucleotide messenger RNA. RefSeq lists its product as uncharacterized. NCBI's taxonomy places the organism in Eukaryota, Viridiplantae, Streptophyta, Magnoliopsida, Fabales, Fabaceae. Gene Ontology annotation, cellular component: membrane. The transcript is spliced from 6 exons. Bases 186 to 1418 code for a protein of 410 amino acids. The record is from RefSeq and is a predicted model, not a curated record.